AUGCGUUUUCGUAAAUCGGUCGCGUUACAGGAGGCGGAGUCGGACUUCAAGUUUGCGAUUGGAUUCAAUGUCCCACUCCCAAACACCGCCACCUCUAAAAAUUUGGUGGGUGUAACAGACUCACUAUCUAUCUAUCUAUCUAUCUAUCUCUUCUUUCUUCUUUUCUCUCUGCCGCGUAUUUGUCUCUAUCUACUUUGUAUUUUCUUCUUCGCUUUCUCUCUUUCGAUUCCCUUGCCAUUUACCGUCGUCGACAAAGUCUACCAGUACAUGAGUUGUCUCCCCGAGGAUAAAGUGCCAUACAUUAAUAGCCCUGGAGAGAAGUAUCGCAUUCGCCAACUUCUCCAGCAGUUGCCUCCCCACGAUAACCAGAUCCGGUACUGUAACAGUCUAAGUGAAGAAGAGAAGCGCGAAUUGCACAUUUUCAGCUCGAGACGAAAGCGCGAGGCUCUCGGCCGUGGCAGCGCCCGUCAGUUGCCCAUUACAGACACCAACUCAACCUGCUCGAACUGUCAGAAGCCGAUCGCCGGCGGUGCCAUGGCCGUAUUCGCAUCGAGGGCUGGGCCCGACUCUAGUUGGCAUCCCAGCUGCUUCGUGUGUUCCGUCUGUCACGAGUUACUGGUUGACCUGAUCUAUUUCUAUCAGGAGGAGCGACUCUACUGCGGCCGACACCAUGCUGAGAUACUGAAACCAAGAUGUGCUGCUUGUGAUGAGAUUAUCUUCGCCGACGAAUGUACAGAAGCCGAGGGCCGAAGCUGGCACAUGAAACACUUCUGCUGCUUUGAGUGUGACUUUCAGUUGGGGGGUACGCGCUAUUUUAUGCGUGAGGGUCGUCCUUACUGUUGCGAUUGCUUUGACCGCAUGUACACCCGUUACUGUGAUACUUGCGGGGACAGUAUCAGUACCGACGAGGACCAGAUCAUGUACGAGGGUCAACACUGGCACGCCCUGCCCCAGUGUUUCAAGUGUCACACCUGUCAGAAAUCGUUACUCGGCCAACGCUAUUUACCCAAGCACGGGGUCAUCUACUGCUCGGCAUCGUGUAGUCGUGCGGGGUCUAUGCAGACUCAGACGCCUAGGAGACCGGAGGAUUACUUCCACGAUUUGAAUUUGCAGAGCUACACUCUGCCCCACUCCCCACCAUCGGCUCCACCGAAUUUCCCUCCGCCGCCUCCGCCUACGUCACACGCCCAGGAUAACAACGGUCAACACCAAACGCCGCAACAACUGACCAGCGACUUUCAACAGCAAUGUACGUUAGACAGCUGCGUCUCUUCUGACCGCGACCAGGGCUACGCGACCAGCAGUAAUAGCGAGGCCUACGCCCCGCUUGAUUUUAAUUAUAUGCGACCAGUCACCCCACACAGAGACGAUUCGGACCUUUACAAUUAUAAUUUUACUCGGAACGGACUCGUCGACUCUGCCCCUGCUUGUAGUGGGGGUGGCGGUGGUAGCAGCAGUGGAGGCAGUAGCGGUGGAGGUGGCGGCGGAGAGCUGAGGCGUAAGCAUAGACUAUCUCAGUUCUCCAUGCCAGAUCUCACCAAAGACAUGCCUGGAUCGCCCGAAUCUGAGCGCAUGGCGGCCUUCCAAAACUGGAAGCGUCAUUGCCACGGAUCGGAGCGGAGCCUAGACAACCCCAACCUUCUGCCCCACCACCACCAUCACCAUCUCCACCAUAACCACAACCACAAUAAUUACCAGCAGUUACAGGAAUACGACGACUGCAGUGGUGGCGGCGGCGGUAGCGUCAGCGGGAGCGAGAGAACUGCCGACGAAGGCAAUAUCUAUCAGGAGAUCUUGUCCAACCACAGUCCCCACCAGUCGCACAGCCCCCACUUACCGUACCCUCACAGUGGAACAUCGACCGAGUACUCUCCGAAUAACUUUUCAGAAGCGAUGCUGGUCCAGCAACAAUAUCAGAGGAGCCAGCGUUCAAUGACACCGACGAGAGAUUAUUCGUCAAUCCCCUUACCGGAUGACCAGAAGAUGAAUCCCAUCAGCCGGCCUGCCGAACCUCGGCCGCUUUACGAGAUGCGACAACGCGGUCUCCCACAGGUCCACCAGUUGCCGCAAUUGCGACAACAGCACCAACAUCACGCACAACACCAUUCACAGCAGCAACCGGUGGCACAAGGAUGCCCGCGCAGUCAUAGUUUCGAUAGCCGACCGAUGGUUGUGCAUUUCAGCGACCCACCUCAUCAGGGGGCACCGCCCUUGCCGCCGCCGCCGCCUCCAGGUGACCACGCCAAUAAGAGAAGCCCCUCAGAUCCGGCUAUUCAUAGCCGCCGCCAAGACGGUAAUGGCGAACAUCAAGAUCGUAAUCAACAGGACGACGAGGAGGAGGACGACGACCGUUGUAGUACAUGUUCAAGCUCCAGUGAUUCGGAUGAUUAUUAUUAUUAUUACGACUGUCCUCGUCGUUACGGAACUCGUAUAUCUUAUGUCGAUGACAUCGGAAUGUCUGGCUGCCGAGUGGGGCGAGGAGGACGAGUUGAAGGCCGAAACACGAGCGGCCGAAAUCACAGGGUCGAAAGUGGAAACGAGACAUGUUUUAUUAUUCCAAAGAGUAAACAAUACACGUCACUCCAGAGCGGAACGCGAUAG
Molecule: messenger RNA, 2601 nt
Organism: Acanthosepion pharaonis
Lineage: Eukaryota; Metazoa; Mollusca; Cephalopoda; Sepiida; Sepiidae
Source: the annotation of a GenBank genome assembly